AGACAACCUAAAAGAGAAAAAAAUAUCCUUCGUCAGUCGAUAAAAAUGGCGACCCGUCUCCUCAGAAUCGGAACCGCAUUACGAACUUAUUCAGACAAGACCAAUCUAGUAAAGACACGUAAACAAUGGAGGUCAACAGCAGCAUCGCUCAAGGAGACGUUGAUAAAUCAACCACCGACAAAAACUACGACACUCGACAGUGGAAUGCGCGUAGCCAGCGAGGACAGUGGAGCAGCAACAGCAACUGUUGGCUUGUGGAUUGAUGCUGGAAGCCGUUGUGAAACUGACAAGACCAAUGGAGUUGCUCAUUUUAUGGAGCACAUGGCUUUCAAGGGAACAUCUAAACGAUCGCAAACUGACUUGGAGCUGGAAAUUGAAAACAUGGGAGCUCACUUGAAUGCCUACACCAGUCGGGAGCAAACUGUAUUUUACGCAAAGUGUUUGUCAGGAGAUGUUCCAAAAGCUAUUGAAAUUCUCAGCGAUAUUAUCCAAAAUUCUAAACUCGGUGAGAGUGAAAUUGAACGUGAGCGAGGAGUUAUUCUUCGUGAGAUGCAAGAAGUCGAUACUAAUCUUCAAGAAGUAGUAUUUGACCAUUUGCACUCUACAGCUUUUCAAGGUACUCCAUUGGGCCGUACAAUACUUGGACCCACUGAAAAUAUUAAAUCAAUUACACGUAAAGACCUGGAGCACUACGUUAAAAGUCACUAUGGACCUCCAAGAUUUGUUUUAGCUGGAGCUGGUGGAGUUGACCACGGACAGCUUGUUGAACUAGCUGACAAACACUUUGGUAAAAUGAAGGGACCUGUUUACGAAGAAAUUCCACCUGUUUUGACUCCAUGUCGUUACACUGGAUCUGAAAUUCGUGUUCGGGAUGAUUCAAUGCCAUUGGCCCACGUUGCUAUUGCCAUUGAAGGAGCUGGAUGGGCCAGCGCUGACAACAUCCCUCUUAUGGUUGCCAACACACUUUUGGGAUCUUGGGACAGAAGUCAAGGUGGUGGUGUUAACAACGCCUCUCAUUUAGCUAAAGCCUCCGCUGAGGAUGGACUUUGUCACAGCUACCAAAGCUUCAACACCUGUUAUCAAGAAACUGGACUAUGGGGAGUUUACUUUGUCUGUGACCCAAUGCAGUGCGAAGACAUGGUUUGGAAUAUCCAACAAGAGUGGAUGAAACUCUGCACCAGUGUAACUGAAAAGGAGGUAAACAGGGCUAAAAAUAUGCUCAAAACAAACAUGUUACUUCAAUUAGAUGGUACUACCGCUAUUUGUGAAGACGUUGGAAGACAAAUGCUCUGCUACGGUCGACGAAUUCCUCUCCACGAGCUAGAAGCUAGAAUUGAUAGUAUUACUGCCAAGACUAUUCAGGAUGUUGGUAUGAAGUAUAUUUACAACCGGUGUCCAGUUGUCGCAGCCGUUGGUCCAGUAGAAAAUUUACCAGAUUACAAUACGAUGAGAGCAUCCAUGUACUGGAUCCGUGUUUAA
Molecule: messenger RNA, 1479 nt
Organism: Cotesia congregata
Lineage: Eukaryota; Metazoa; Arthropoda; Insecta; Hymenoptera; Braconidae
Source: the annotation of a GenBank genome assembly